Molecule: messenger RNA, 402 nt
Organism: Pedinophyceae sp. YPF-701
Lineage: Eukaryota; Viridiplantae; Chlorophyta; Pedinophyceae
Source: the annotation of a GenBank genome assembly
AUGACGGAUCCAGGGUUGUCGGAAGAUGCGCUCAUAGAGAAGGAGUUCAAUGAGAACGCGACGGAGCUCAUUAUUUCGGAGGCAAAUAUGGCUCUGGAAGCGUUCUUGGAGAAGAAGCGCCAGCUGGACCCGGACUACCAGCCCUCGGAGGUCUUUGAGAAGUUUUACAAGUACACGAAAGCGUUCGGACAGGACUUCAGCGUCGAGGAGAUCCUGGAGCAGGUCCGGCAGCGGCUGGAGCAGGUCGGGAUGACGAAGCACGAGAUCGCGAUGAUCGGGUCGCUCGUGCCGGAGUCCGCGGAGCAGGCCAAGAAGUACCUCGAACCUCUGGAGCGGAUACCCGACGAAGAGCUGGAGGACGUCCUGAAGGAGCUGCGCAGCCUCAAGGCGAUGUGCUCGUGA